AUGCGCGCCCUCGAGCUCCUCUACGCGCUCGGUGCGCUCAACGACCGCGGCGAGCUCACUAAGCUCGGGCGGCGCAUGGCCGAGUUCCCGGUCGACCCGAUGCUGAGCAAGGCGAUCAUCGCGAGCGAGCACUACCAGUGCACGGACGAGGUGCUCACGAUCAUCAGCAUGCUCCAGGAGAGCUCCUCGCUCUUCUACCGCCCGAAGGACAAGAAGCUGCACGCGGACCAGGCUCGGCAGAACUUCGUGCGCCAGGGUGGGGACCACUUCACGCUGCUCAACGUCUGGGAGCAGUGGGCGGACACGAACUACUCGCAGCAGUUCUGCUAUGAGCAGUUCCUGCAGUUCAAGAGUCUGAGCCGUGCGCGUGACAUUCGUGAUCAGCUCGCGGGCCUGUGCGAGCGCGUCGAGAUCGUGGUCGAGAGCAACCCGAACUCGAACGACAUUACGCCGGUACAGAAGGCGAUCACUGCCGGCUACUUCUACAACACCGCCCAGCUACAAAAGAGUGGCGAUUCAUAUCGGACGCUCAAGACAAAUCACACUGUGUACAUUCACCCGUCUUCAGGUCUGUUUCAGCAACAACCACCCCCGAAGGCGUUGCUUUACUACGAGUUGGUGAUGACGUCGAAGUCAUACAUGCGACAAGUCAUGGAGAUCAAACCAUCUUGGUUACUCGAAGUGGCUCCGCAUUACUUCAAGCCUGCCGAUUUGGAACAGUUGGCGACCGGCGAAAAGAAGCUACCUAAAAAUACGGGCGCCGUAUCGAGUAUGACGAGGACAUGA
Messenger RNA from Punctularia strigosozonata HHB-11173 SS5, 786 nucleotides. RefSeq names its product DUF1605-domain-containing protein. The record is from RefSeq and is a predicted model, not a curated record. Gene Ontology annotation, molecular function: RNA binding. NCBI's taxonomy places the organism in Eukaryota, Fungi, Basidiomycota, Agaricomycetes, Corticiales, Punctulariaceae. The transcript has 4 exons. Gene Ontology annotation, cellular component: intracellular anatomical structure; catalytic step 2 spliceosome. The coding region runs from base 1 to 786 and encodes 261 amino acids.